GAGAUCUACGUGGGCAUGCAGGGCGCCAGUGAGUUCGUCUUUUCGGGCGUGCUGGGCCACUUCAACUACACACCACGGCUGCACGAGAUAGAGAACCCAGUGCUAUUGACCCAUGGUCGCUAUGACACCAUGCGCCCACCUGUGGUGGACGCACUCUAUCGCAACCUGCCGCAUGUUUGGAAGUCGAUGAUGCCGCGAUCGGGGCACUGCUCGAU
Molecule: messenger RNA, 215 nt
Organism: Symbiodinium pilosum
Lineage: Eukaryota; Dinophyceae; Suessiales; Symbiodiniaceae
Source: the annotation of a GenBank genome assembly